CGAACGUUGAUUCUUUUGAAUAAAGAAAUUUCAUGAUCAUAUUUCAUGGUAAUAUUAAAUAUUGUAUUUAAAUAAAGUGAUGUUAGAGUAGUGUUAUUGAUUAUAUUAUAAGAAGAAUAUAGUUGUAAGGAUUAUAUUUGAAAAAUAUGGCAGAUCGUUUAACACAAUUACAAGAUACUAUAAAUCAGCAAGCGGAACAUUUUUGUAACAGUGUGGGUAUUUUACAACAAUAUUCAAUACCUAGUAAAUUUGUUGAUCGUGUUGGAACUCCACAGCCACAUCAACCUCAAGAAGAUUAUGCAGCUUUGUUUGCAACACUUAUAGCAAGAUGUGCAAAAGAUAUUGAUACUUUAAUAGAAAGUUUGCCAAGUGAAGAAUCAUCACAAGAAUUACAAGUUGCAAGUCUUAGUCGGCUUGAACAAGAAAAUCAAGAAGCUGGUGAACAGCUAGAAGAAGUUGUAAAACAAGGAGAAGCUCUUUUACAAAGGAUUCAAGCUGCUUUGCAAGAUAUUGCUCAAAGUCAAUUAGAUAUGCAAGAUCCAGCAUCCACAUCUAAUAUUAAUCUUAAUACUAAUUCUACUUUCAAACAAGAAAAUAUAAACUCUGUAAAUACUGUAUCUUCAAGUAACACGCAUCAAUUAUCAGAUCCUAUGCCUAAUUCUGUAAAUCAAUGAUAUAAUACUUCUAAUAUAAUAUUAAAAAAAUUAAUUUCAUUGAUAAUAUAUAUUAUAUCAAA
Messenger RNA from Apis laboriosa (Himalayan honeybee), 736 nucleotides. RefSeq names its product mediator of RNA polymerase II transcription subunit 21 (gene MED21). The coding region runs from base 147 to 674 and encodes 175 amino acids. Gene Ontology annotation, biological process: regulation of transcription by RNA polymerase II. Gene Ontology annotation, molecular function: transcription coregulator activity. The transcript has 3 exons. NCBI's taxonomy places the organism in Eukaryota, Metazoa, Arthropoda, Insecta, Hymenoptera, Apidae. Gene Ontology annotation, cellular component: mediator complex. The record is from RefSeq and is a predicted model, not a curated record.